Molecule: messenger RNA, 2456 nt
Organism: Vigna angularis (adzuki bean)
Lineage: Eukaryota; Viridiplantae; Streptophyta; Magnoliopsida; Fabales; Fabaceae
Product: DNA mismatch repair protein MLH1
Exons: 17
Coding region: 114-2345 (743 amino acids)
Biological process (GO): mismatch repair
Cellular component (GO): MutLalpha complex
Molecular function (GO): ATP-dependent DNA damage sensor activity; ATP hydrolysis activity; mismatched DNA binding
Source: RefSeq, a predicted model, not a curated record
AUUAAUUUAUUACAUGUUAUGUUAUGUUGGGUUCCUUAAAAUGCUGUGUGUGAUACCCGCGCCAACGAAGCAACACAAAUUGAGCACAUCGAAUUGAAGUGGUGCGUGAAUGCAUGGAAGACACUGAGAUCGAGAGCGAACCCUUGUCCCGCAUGGAGCCUCCCAAAAUCCAGCGCCUGAGUGACUCCGUCGUCAACCGAAUCGCCGCCGGCGAGGUCAUUCAGCGUCCUGUCUCCGCCGUCAAGGAGCUCCUCGAGAACAGCCUCGACGCCUGCGCCUCCUCCGUCAAUCUCCUCAUCAAGGAUGGCGGCCUCAAACUCAUCCAAGUCUCCGACGACGGCCACGGAAUCCGAUUUGAGGACUUGCCGAUUCUGUGCGAGCGCCACACGACGUCCAAGCUCUCCGCGUUUGAGGACUUGCAGCGCAUCAAGUCGAUGGGAUUCCGCGGCGAGGCUCUCGCUAGCAUGACCUAUGUCGGUCACGUCACCGUCACCACCAUUACCAAAGACCAGUUGCACGGUUACAGGGUGUCCUACAGAGAUGGUGUCAUGGAGCACGAACCCAAGCCAUGUGCUGCUGUUAAAGGAACACAGAUAAUGGUUGAGAAUCUGUUUUAUAACAUGGCUGCAAGGAAGAAGACACUGCAGAAUACUUCUGAUGAUUAUUCAAAGAUUGUAGACUUGGUAAGCCGAUUUGCUAUUCAUCACAUGAAAGUCAGUUUCUCUUGCAGAAAGCAUGGAGCUGUUAGAGCUGAUGUUCACACUGUUGCCACGUCUUCAAGGCUAGAAGCCAUCAAAUCUGUUUAUGGUGUCUCAGUUGUUCGCAACCUGAUUGAAAUUGAAGCUUCAGAUGAUGAUAUGUCUUCUUCGGUUUUUGAGAUGCAUGGCUACAUGUCCAAUGCGAAUUAUGCUGCAAAGAAAAUCACAAUGGUGCUUUUCAUCAAUGAUAGACUGGUUGAGUGCUCUGCAUUGAAGAGAGCUAUUGAAAUUGUUUAUGCAGCGACAUUACCAAAAGCUUCUAAGCCCUUCAUAUAUAUCUCAAUUGUUUUACCACCCGAAAAUGUUGAUGUCAAUGUACAUCCGACAAAGAGGGAGGUGAGCCUUUUAAAUCAGGAAGUCAUCAUUGAGAAGAUACAGUCAGUGGUUGAAUCAACAUUGAGGAGUUCCAAUGAGGCAAGGACAUUUCAAGAACAAACUACUGCACAAUCUCCACUACCUCGUAUUAAUAUAAGUAAGGAGGUUGACCUCAGCCCUAUUCCAACAGGUUCAAGACCAUUGAAAGUUCCUGUACAUAAGAUGGUUAGAACAGAUUCAUUAGAUCCCGCUGGAAGAUUACAUGCCUACACACAAAUUACGUCUGAUAGAAAUCUUGAAAUGAGUGCUAGUUUGAAUGCUGUGAGGUCUUCCAUUAGACAAAGAAGGAACCCAAAAGAUUCUCUAGAACUCACAAGUGUUCAACAACUUCUUGAUGAGAUAAAUAGCAAUUGUGAUCCUGGCAUGAUGGACAUUGUAAGGCAUUGCACAUAUGUUGGAAUGGCAGAUGAUGUUUUUGCUUUGCUUCAACAUAAUACCUGUCUUUAUCUUGCAAAUGUUGUGAACUUGAGGCAGUCAAUUAAAAUGGUCAGAAGGAGGAAGAGAUGCAAAGAACUCAUGUAUCAGCAAGUUCUCAGCCGUUUUGGCCAUUUCAAUGCCAUUCAACUAAAUGAUCCAGUUCCCUUGAAAGACUUGAUUAUAUUGGCACUCAAGGAAGAGGACCUAGAUUCGGACUGUAAUGAUGAUGACACAUUAAAAGACAAGAUUGCAGAAAUGAACACAGAACUGCUGAAACAAAAGUCUGAAAUGCUGGAGGAAUAUUUCGGCAUUCAUAUUGAUGAGCAUGGAAAUGUCUCUAGACUUCCUGUGAUACUUGAUCAAUACACUCCAGACAUGGAUCGGGUCCCAGAGUUUGCUCUUUGUUUGGGCAAUGAUGUUGACUGGGAAGAUGAAAAGAGUUGCAUUCAAACGAUUUCAGCUGCUCUGGGAAACUUCUAUGCUAUGCAUCCACCGAUGUUACCCAAUCCAUCUGGUGAAGGUUUUCUUUUUUACAAGAAGAGAAAAAUGAUGGAUGACUGUGUUGAAGAGAAUACCCAUGAUAAUAUCGGGAGUGACGUGAUUGACAAUAAAGUUGAACAUGAACUACUUUCUGAAGCUGAGACUACUUGGGCCCAGCGCGAAUGGUCAAUACAACAUGUGCUUUUUCCUUCCAUGAGACUCUUUUUCAAACCACCUGUUUCUAUGGCUACUGAUGGAACCUUUGUACAGGUAACUUCGCUGGAGAAACUGUAUAAGAUUUUUGAAAGAUGUUAGGCCAUCAUAUGGAUUGAGACUACCGGUUGUUGGGUUUGGGCAUUUUGGGUUUGGAUUAAUUGUGUUCCUUUGUAUUCUCUGUAAAUACGUAUCUAGAUUAUUCAGGUAUUA